This is a messenger RNA of Suillus subalutaceus, 1044 nucleotides long. RefSeq lists its product as uncharacterized. The transcript has 7 exons. Bases 1 to 1044 code for a protein of 347 amino acids. The record is from RefSeq and is a predicted model, not a curated record. NCBI's taxonomy places the organism in Eukaryota, Fungi, Basidiomycota, Agaricomycetes, Boletales, Suillaceae.
AUGGCUCUUUUUUUGGCCUCCCCUGUGAGAUACACAGGCAGUCCAACCAGUGAACACAAUAUGGGGAGCGCAGGCAGCCCUGCGAGGCAGUAUGACAUAGAGACUUCAAGCAACAAAUGUUUCCGCCACAUGGUAGUCUGGACUCCAUCUACUGCUGAUAAACUGCUCACCACGUACUACAUGCAGUGCUCAAUGAUGGUCGACUGCAGCGGUUCCGACCGAAAGUCAUGUGACUCACUUUUAAAGAUAGCGAAGAGUGCGCACCUCACUGUUUGUGGCGGUCGACAGGCCACUCAAGCUAGGUUCGAACAAUUUAUGUUGUUGUUGAAAGCAUUGAGCGAAGAGUUGGAAGACUGGAAGUGGAAGGAGUUCGAGGUGGAACAGGCCUUGUGGUCAUUAGAAUUCCACAAAAUAUUAUUAUCACAUGUAUCCUGCAUGUACAGUAGUCCAUUGGCAUUUGACUUCUUGGCCUCACAGCGUCUUGUUUUCACUUGGGAAAUGAUGGCUGAAGCGCUGAUGAUCGAUGAUUUGAGAGCCGAUUUACUACAGUCUGACGCUCUCUCCCUCACUGCCAAUCAAUCCACUAGCGAGGACCCACCAAAUGCGCAACAGAGCCUCCCUUCCUACUCUCUGCCACCUCUAUCGGUUUCGCCCGUCGUCACACAGGCCACUGCGCCAGGACACACCGCAUUCCAAUGGAACACCCACGUCAGAUCUCCCAAGUACAACAAUAUCACCUGUCGUAGUCGGGAUGAAAGCAUUGCAGUGUACGCUGGCGAUCGACUUGUGCUAGCGAAGAUGAAAAAGAUCGAGAGGAUAAAGCGUGAACUCAGAAUAUGUCCCAACCUCAACCAUGCAAGUAUUUAUGAUUAUAUGCAUGGCUUCGACCCAUUUGUGGCGAUAGUUAGUCCUUGGGCGGAGAAUGGUAACUGGUCAGACUAUUUGAAGUAUGAGGUAGGGUUCAAGGCCCCAGGAUACUCCCGACAUAUUCGCUUCAAGGUACACUUGGACACUCCACGAGGAUUAUGGAUGGUGGCCAAGUGA